Molecule: messenger RNA, 1545 nt
Organism: Cornus florida
Lineage: Eukaryota; Viridiplantae; Streptophyta; Magnoliopsida; Cornales; Cornaceae
Product: aldehyde oxidase GLOX
Exons: 2
Coding region: 16-1533 (505 amino acids)
Source: RefSeq, a predicted model, not a curated record
GUGGGCAUAUCCGCCAUGCACAUGCAACUCCUCCGCAACAACAAAGUCGUCAUAUUUGAUAGGACUGAUUUCGGCCCUUCUAACCUCUCUCUCCCCGGUCGUCGCUGCCGAUAUGACCCGUUUGACACUGCAAUCCAAACAGACUGCACAGCUCACUCAAUACUAUAUGACAUUGCCACCAACACAUUCCACCCCUUAAUGCUACAAACCGAUACUUGGUGCUCAUCCGGCGCUGUCCUCCCCAAUGGAACCCUAGUUCAAACAGGUGGCUACAAUGAUGGUGACCGUGUUGUGCGCACCCUAGUCCCUUGCUUUAUCAUGAUCAACUGUGACUGGGUCGAAUUUCCCAAUUAUUUAUUAGAGCGUAGAUGGUAUGCAACAAAUCAAAUAUUACCGGAUGGUCGAAUUAUCAUCGUUGGUGGAAGAAGACAGUUCAAUUUUGAGUUCUAUCCUCGAAACCAAGAUUCGACAAUCUGGCUUAAUUUCCUUAGAGAGACUAGUGACGAUGAAGAGAAUAACUUGUAUCCAUUUGUACAUCUAUUGCCAGAUGGAAACUUAUUUAUUUUUGCAAACACACGAUCCAUAUCUUUUGACUACAAGCAAAACCGUGUGGUGAGAGAGUUUCCAUCAAUCCCUGGUGAUGAUCCUCGUAACUAUCCCUGCACUGGCUCAUCAGUCUUGCUACCUUUGAAUGAUGACAGUGAUGAAGAUGCAGUGGGAGUUGAAGUUGAGGUCAUGGUAUGCGGUGGCGCACCACGUGGUGCAUAUUUAAGUGCAGUGAGCGGGACCUUCGUGCGCGCCAUUUCUACAUGCGGACGUCUGAAGGUCAGUGAUGAAAACCCUAAUUGGGCCAUGGAGAAUAUGCCGAUGGCCCGAUUGAUGAGCGACAUGCUACUUCUUCCUACGGGCGAUGUCAUUAUAAUCAACGGUGCAGGAGCAGGUGCAGCAGGUUGGGAGAAUGGGCAAAACCCGGUCAUGAGACCGGUGAUUUAUCAUCCCAAGGGAGGAGCAGAUGACGGCAGGUUCUCAGUCAUGAGCUCGUCGACGAGGCCAAGGUUGUACCAUUCAACGGCAGUGUUGCUAACUGAUGGGCGGAUUUUAGUGGGUGGAAGCAACCCACAUGUUUACUACAACUUCACUGGCGUUGUGUACCCAACUGAUCUCAGCUUGGAAGCCUUUUCGCCACCCUACUUGGCGGCAGAGUACCUACCGAUGCGACCAAGGAUUAUGUAUGUGGAUGAGAUGUUGGGGUAUCAAGAAUCAUUUUCAGUUACUUUCACAGUGCUAGAAUUUUUGAAGCUGGGUGUUGUAUCUGUUAAUAUCAUUGCACCGUCAUUUACAACGCAUGCACUGGCGAUGAAUCAAAGAAUGGUGGUGCUGAAGGUGCUUGAGGUUUUGCAUGUUGCGUCGGAUGCAUAUAGGUUAACUGCUGUUGGGCCAUCAACACCUGAGAUUGCACCACCGGGUUACUAUCUCAUGUUUUUGGUCCAUGCAGGCGUACCAAGUUCUGGUAAGUGGGUGAAAAUUCAGUAAUAAUUGGGUUUU